Molecule: messenger RNA, 2884 nt
Organism: Helicoverpa armigera (cotton bollworm)
Lineage: Eukaryota; Metazoa; Arthropoda; Insecta; Lepidoptera; Noctuidae
Product: SOSS complex subunit B homolog
Exons: 2
Coding region: 233-793 (186 amino acids)
Biological process (GO): double-strand break repair via homologous recombination; mitotic cell cycle checkpoint signaling; response to ionizing radiation
Cellular component (GO): SOSS complex
Molecular function (GO): DNA binding
Source: RefSeq, a predicted model, not a curated record
UCGGUAUGUCACAGCAUUGUCACAGUCACUUUAUGAGACAAGCAAAGAGUAAAGGAGACAAGACAGGAGACAGCACACCAAUUGACACAUGACGGGAUAAAAAUAAUGCAAUGCAGUUUUGCAAGUAAAUCAAAGUAAGAACCAAAUGAGUAUAAAUAAGUAGCGCUCAGCCGUCACCGACGUGGGUGAUUAACAAUAUUCGCUGUGGAUUUAGCUUAAACCAAUAAGUGCAAUGAGCAACAUACAGUUUGUUCAAAUAAAGGACUUAAAACCUGGUAUGAAAAAUAUAAAUGCUGAGUUUAUAGUGCUAGAAGUGGGUCCACCGACUCUGACGAAAGAGGCGCGUGAGGUGCGUACGCUGCGCGUUGCCGAUGCCACUGCUUCUGUAAACCUGUCCGUGUGGGACGAGCCCGGCGCGCUGCUGCAGCCCGGAGACAUCGUGCGUCUGACGCGCGGCUACGCGUCUCUGUGGCGCGCAGCACUCACUCUAUACUCGGGCAAGUCGGGAGAUAUACAGAAAGUGGGAGAGUUCUGUAUGCUGUUCAACGAGCAAGUGAACAUGAGCGAACCACAGCCGGCUCCCCCGGCCGCCGCCGCUGGCGCCCCUGCCGCAGCGGGGGACCGCUCGAACGGGGCACACGCGCCGCUGCGGGCACUGCAGGCGCCGCCGGCCGCCGCGCCGGCGCACGCCGCCAAGCCGGACCGCUUCGCGCCGCCCGCCGACCUGUCCGGCAAGCACGCGCACAAGACGUACGUGCGCGGCCGCGGCCACCAGCGCGGCAAUCGGAGGUAGCACCCGCACCUGCCUUCCUUCAGUGCCUUCCAAGACAAUGGGGCAUUCAUUGUGGCUUAGUGUGUUAAUAACCAGACUAUUUGCCUGACGUGACGCCUCAACUCAUACUCUGUUAAAACUCAGUAAAUGCAUAACGUUUAACCUACUCAUAUACAAAAUGUUAUUUUUAUGUUUUGUAGACUUAACUUUUUUGAUGCCUACACUCUCUCUAAAUUCUUUGAUGUAAAGCCAUAAUCAAUGAUCAUGUAAAUUUAAGAAAUAGCAUAAUGUGACUAGAAGUUCAUAUUUUGUUAUGACAUACUAGCUAUUGAGUAAUGAUUAUUGUCAGCUAGGCUAAUAGCUCCGGGUGCACAGAGCAGGAGGUAACGGCACUGCUUGUUGUUGCCACUCGUGUGUCAUGUCGUUAUUAUUUGACAAUCUUAACUACUCCGUGGGUUGCAAGUGUACUUAAAUGUUUGACUUACAGAAUUGGUUUCAGUUGGUAAACUUGCUCUAUGUUGUCCAAAGUGAUAUUAAUGUGUGCCAGUAAAAUAAUUUUCUCUAACCAGAACAUUUUACUUAUUCUGAAUUACAAAAUACUAGUGGUUUUUUUUAUAUUUCUAAAAUGCUUGGUUUCAUUAUUCCAUAAUUCUGUUAACACCAUGUUGGUAUGUACAAUAAAUUUUAUGGAACUCUACUGGGUGCACAGAGUAGUUUCUCCUGGACAUGGUGAAACCUUUGGAAGCCAAUAAUUUAUUGUACUGUUUAAUAACACUGAACUAUUACUCCUACCAUGAUAAUUUCUUUGACUUUUCUACAGCGAACUUUAAUUAUAUUAUUUGAUAUGUACAUGUAUAUAUUUGUAGUAGUAAAUGCUUUGAUUGGUAGAGAGGGAUUCAAAAUAAAAUGGUUUUUCAUCCCACCAUCUCGGAAAGAGUAGUUUUACCCUUUGAUAUCUGAGCGCAAAAGCCGUUUUUAUUCUCUAGUCUAGAGCGGCAAAGUGAUUUAAAUUUAGAACAUCGUGUGCAAAGUAUCGUCAUCGUGUGCAAUACUUUGCACACUAUGUUCUAAAUUCAAAUCACACUGGAGUACCAUUUGUGACAAUCUUGAUAAGACUUUUCAAACAAAUACAUAUUAAACAAAAUACUGCUUAAAAUAAUUAUUCAAUUAAUUAAGUAAUUUUCAUUACCUAUUGUUUUUACAUAGAUUUUUAACCUCGUUUCAUUUUUAAAUUGAGUUUUCAAAUAAAUGAACUUUAAUCGGUAAGUACUUCUUUUUAAUUUGAUACUCAUAUGUGCGCGCCAUUUUGUUUUUUUUUGCAUUUAGUAAUUUCCUUGAUGAAGUGGGAUGAAAUUAUUAUUUUUUAUUGUUUUGAGCUCGAUUUUAAACCUGAUUACAUUUUUAAACUGAGUUCUUGCAUAAAUAAAUUUUAAUAGGUACAUCUUUUUAAUUUGCCAUGUGUGACGUGGCGUGCUAUUUUCUUUUUUUGAGUUUAAAAAUUUCCUCGAUGAGGUGGGAUGAAAAGUUAAGUGUUGCACUCAUGUGCAAAGGAUGUUUCACCUUGUGCUCUUUUAAUUCCCUCGCUAUCGCUCAGGAUCCUAAAAUUGAAACACGAGCGUAGCGAGUGUUUCGCUUACUCGGUCAUCAAAAUUGAGCCCGCGGUUUAAAAGCAACUUUGCACUCUUGUAAGUAUAACAAAUAACUAUUUUCAUAUUUUACCUGGAUUAACAGAGGUGUGAUCUUAUUAUUUGGAGUUAUAAUGAUGUAUAAUACCUAUGAAUUGUAAUAACUUCUGGAGUUAAUGAAACAUAUUCAAUAUUAAUUGUAGCUAUGUAUCUAUUUUAGAAUUUCUCGCUAACAGUCGCAGCACUCGCUAUAAGCUUGUUGUCUUUUGACUGCAAAGAAUUGAAGGAAAGAUUUUAAAAACUUUUUUAAACUUAAGAGACUUGUUGUUGUACCCAUAUCUAUUACAGAAAUUAUAUAAAUGGUGAAAAACAUUAUAACAACCUAGGUAGGUACUUGAGAGUUUUUGUACAUUAAAACUUUCAUUAAACUGUCUUGUUGUAUAGUUUCAUUGCCUAUGUAAAUAAAUUGUUGUAUAAACAAAUAAUA